AUGACCUCGAAGAAUGAAGUUGGAGUGACCGUGAUUGGACACAACAGUGAAUCAAGAACCAAAGUAAAUGGAUAUGAACAAAGAGGUUCAUAUCGAAAGGACAUUACAUAUGACGUCACAAUAGAGCAGAUUGUUGCAGUUAUAAACGAGUCUAGUUACUGUGAACAGUUUAUCAAAUACGAAUGUCACGGUAGCCUAAUGAGUGAUGCAUGGUGGGUCUCCCGUCAAGGUAAUGUUAAAUAUGGCUUUAUUAAAAAGGGAUACGGCGCUAUAUAAUGAAAGAACUUUUAAACUUUUACGCAAAUCGAUUUAUUCGCAUCAUGGAAUUAUGAAUAUUUACUAAUUAUAUAGAGGAGCAUUGACAUGCAUGCAUGCAGCAACCCUUCGCAAUCAAGCAACUGUAUAUAUAGUCCCCAAAUAUUGUUUGAACACAAUAUGUUGCAACAGGAAAAAUAUAUAAAGGCUAAAAAUCGCAGUCAUUUACUCUAUUGGUUCUGAAUUUCAAGGUAAACGGAUGAAUUACUGGAGUGGGGCAGCAGUCGACAGUGGAAAGUGUGCAUGUGGGAUGAACAACAGCUGCGUUGGAGGUAAACGUUGCAACUGUGAUUUCAAUGACCAAAAUCUUCGUGAAGACAGUGGGUUCUUGACGGACAAGAACACGUUGCCUGUGAAGCAACUGAGAUUUGGUGAUACAGGAAGCUCAAAUAAAUAUGGAUUCCAUACCCUUGGACAAUUACUAUGUUGGAGAUAA
Paramuricea clavata is the source of this 751-nucleotide messenger RNA. The record is from the annotation of a GenBank genome assembly. NCBI's taxonomy places the organism in Eukaryota, Metazoa, Cnidaria, Anthozoa, Malacalcyonacea, Plexauridae.